Messenger RNA from Leptidea sinapis, 2928 nucleotides. RefSeq names its product lysosomal acid phosphatase-like. Lineage: Eukaryota; Metazoa; Arthropoda; Insecta; Lepidoptera; Pieridae. Gene Ontology annotation, biological process: dephosphorylation. Gene Ontology annotation, molecular function: phosphatase activity. The transcript is spliced from 7 exons. The record is from RefSeq and is a predicted model, not a curated record. The coding region runs from base 272 to 1468 and encodes 398 amino acids.
AGCUCCAGCCUUGAGCCUAUACUUUAAAUUUAGUGUGUAUUGUAUUAUUAUUUAUUAAAUUUUCAAUUUGUUAUCACAUAUCAAGUUUCAACUUGAAGAUGAAGAUAAGAAUUUUAAAACGAAAAUAAAUGAUCAUUGAUUAAUUGCAAAAAGUCAUAUUAUUGUAUUUAUUUGUUAAAUAUAUUAAAGUACUUCUCGGGUUUAUCGUUGUUUCUGUUUUGAAUAUGAACUAGGCAUUUAUGCUGUAUUAUUAUAUUAAUAAUUAUUUACUAUGGAGUACGACAAUAAUGAAAAUACAUGGCGUAGAUCUUCCUCGCCCAAGAUACAAGGUUCAUCUUGUAGCUCCCUGCCACAUAGACCCACAACAACAGCAGUGAUCGUCCUGGGCUUAGCAGUGUUAAGUUGUUUGAUGGGAUAUUGUGUUCUAAGUGAAACCCUUCCUUACGAAUCGAAGACCUUACGACUAGUAGUCAUUUUUUUCCGGCAUGGUGCUCGAACACCUGUAUCAUCUUAUAAAAGUGAUCCUUAUAAAAACUAUCAAUGGCCUAAUGGACUUGGGAGUCUCACCAAUACUGGCAAACUACAAAUGUAUGAAUUGGGAAGUAAAUACAGAAGUUACUAUGCAAAUUUUAUACCGGAAGAGUAUCAUGAUAAAGAUGUGUAUAUUCGAAGCAGCGAUAAAUCAAGGUGUAUGAUGAGUGCUUAUACAUUUUUAGCAGGAUUGUAUCCCCCCACGGAGAGACAAAUGUGGCACCCAGAGCUAGCCUGGCAACCUAUACCUGUUCAUUCACUCCCUAGAGAAAUUGACAAUAUAGUAGCAGGAACAAAGUCUUGCAAAUUGUGGAAAAGAAUGUACGAUGAAAUACUUGCCGAAAAGGAUUCAGAUCCUAAAUUUGUGGAACUUUUCGACUAUUUAAGUAAACACACAAAUCAAAGUUUGAGGAGUGUUGUGGAUGUAGACUAUUUGUACAGUACUCUCCAAACUGAACAGGAGGCUGGAUUGAAACUGCCCGAAUGGACUAGGAAUGUGUUUCCAAAUAAAAUGAGAGAGCCAUUCAUGCUAAGUUUGGCCCUCAUGUCAUACAAUGAAUCAAUGCACAGAUUCAAAGCUGGACCCUUAUUGGGCGAUUUGAGGCAAAACUUACAAGAAGCAGUGAAUCACAUUAAUAUGGACAGGGCAUUAUAUAUAUACUCGGGACAUGACGUGAAUAUUGUUGCGUUUAUGAGAGCUCUGGGAUUCACACAACUUAUGGAACCGGAAUAUGGAGCAAGUGUUGUGGUUGAGUUACACGAAGAGGUCGAGCAGGACACAUUUUAUAUUAAGCUCUUUUAUAGAAAUAACACGAAAGUCGAAGUGCCAAUGGAGUUAAAGAUACCGCGUUGUGAAGAGCCUUGUACCUACAAAAGAUUCGAGCAUUUAAUUGAGACAUUUAUACCGACAGAUUGGGAGGCCGAAUGCCAAAACUAAUGAUAAACGAACAGCAAGACUUUCUUACAAUCUAUUAAUUUAUGUUGUCAUUACGUCGGUGAUAGUUCUAUGACGAUAUUUGAAGCCUUGCCGGUCUAAACGGCCAACCGCGUCAGUGACCAAAACAUCGUCAAAGAUUGAGCCAACCCGACCGCAUAGCAUUAUCACGUGCCUUAUUACGGUGUUAUGAUUUGGUGAAAUUGUUUUCAUACAAAAUUUAUCUAGAACGAUUAAUGAACAAUACUUAUUGUUUAUUUUUCCGUUUUCGUUCAGCUUCCGUUUUCGGACAGCUACACUCACAAAAGCAAACAUUUAAUUAAUUUUCUUUCUUAUGAAAAUGAGGGACGAGAUGAGCAGGACGUUCAGCUGAUGGUAAUUGAUACGCCCUGCCCAUUUCAAUGUACUGCCGCUCAGGAUUCUUGAAAAACCCAAAAAUUCUUUCAGGCACUAAAAUUGCGCUCGUCACAUUAAGACGAAUGAUAUUAAGUCUCAUUUGCCCACUAAUAUCAUUUUAUCUACGACACCCUUUAGACCGAAACACAGUAAUAUUUACACAUUACUGCUUCACGGCAGAAAUAGGCGCCGUUGUGGUACCCAUAAUCUAGCUUGUAUCCUGUGCAAAGGAGCCUCCCACUGGUAAUUAAUUACCUAUUACAUUAUAUACAUUAUUAUAUAAUGCAUGAAACCUGCUAAAAAUGUUCUAAUUGUUAAUUUGAUUCUCAAUAGAGAGUGAUGUCAAUAUUAUGUUUUAAAAUCAAGUGCAUAUUUUGUUUUUUAUUAUUAAUUUAAUAAUUGUUAUAUGCGGAUGUGAGUUAAACAUAAUUUAAAAACUUUGCGAACGAGGUUUUUAGUAAGGUAAUAAUUCAAUUUAUUUGAAAUACUUUUAUUUAAAAAGCACUUUAAAUCCCUACCGAACGUCAAAAUGACACAUGAAUUUAAAGUAUACGUCUCAGAGUUGAGGAGUUGUGCAAGAAACUCGGCCAACAUGUUUUUUUAAAUAAUUUAUUUAAUAGCCUGGUCGCUCCAUUCUCAAGGCGUAAUUAAGAAUUAUUAUUAAGAAAGUAAUUUUUGUUAUUGUUACCUUUACCACAUAAACAUUGUUUUAAUAUUUUUCUGGAAUGAUAUUGUUAAAGCAUAUAACAAAACACUUACUUACUCGACUUAACCGAGUAGUAGGCAUAACAAGUUUGCUUGUUCCUAGUAUUAACAUUUUCAUGAUCACAUCAUGUACCUACAUACAUUAUCAAGAAUAUAUCGACAUGCAAGAGUUAAUAUGAUAAUUUAUAUAUUUUUUUCUACGAAUUGUAUUUAUAUGGGCUGCUAAUACUCUUUCGUAAUUUAAAGUUGAUAUUAUUUUUGCUAAUAUGUACCUAUCUACGUAUUAAAAUAUUAUUGUUAUAAAAUGUUGUUAAAUGUAUGUGUUUGUUGUAAAAUUUAAAUAAAGUAUGGAUGUUGUCUGA